Molecule: messenger RNA, 768 nt
Organism: Phaeoacremonium minimum UCRPA7
Lineage: Eukaryota; Fungi; Ascomycota; Sordariomycetes; Togniniales; Togniniaceae
Product: putative short-chain dehydrogenase reductase sdr protein
Exons: 1
Coding region: 1-768 (255 amino acids)
Source: RefSeq, a predicted model, not a curated record
AUGGCACCCGACGGUCUAGCAAUCAUCAUCGGCGCUGGCCCGACUUCCGGGGCGGGGAUUGCCCGGGUGCUUGCCGAUCCGGCACAUGGCAACCUCGCCGUAGCACUGCUGGCCCGCAACCCGGACAAUCUUAAGGCUCUCGCGGCGGACCUGAGGAAGUCGUCCAAUGGCGGUAUCUUGCAGCCCUUCGCCACAGAUACACAGCCGGACAACCUCAGACAAGCCUUCAAGGACAUUGCCGCGCACCCGGACUUCCAGGGCCUCAACUUGAAGCUGGCCAUCUACCACGUCAAGCAUGCCAGCAGGAAGCCGUUCCUGGAGGAGACUGCCGAGGCCUUCGGCGACAGCCUGCAGACAUACACGACGGGGGCGUUCACCUUUGCGCAGGAAGCGCUGAAGCUGAUCUACGCCCAGCAAGGCGGGCAGACGCUGCUGGCUGACACCGGCGGCGCAAAGAAGGGCACGAUCAUCUUCACGGGGACGCUGGGCGCGAUGCGUACGAACUCAAAUUACGCGGCAUACGGCGCCGGACGAGCGGGGGCGCGCAUGGUGGCGCAGGCCGUGGCGAAGGAGCACAGCAAGUUUGGUGUUCAUUGCGUGCACACGAUCGCGAAUGGGCCCAUUAUUGACGAGGACAGCGAGGACACGCGUACGGGCAAGAAGAUGAGCGCUGAGGCUGUUGGGCAGACGUACUUGUGGCUGGCGAGGCAGCCGAGCACUCUGUGGGUGCACGAGCUUGACCUGCGGCCAGCUCAGGAAUCAUUUUGA